AUGAGUAGUCCUGUUAAAAACAUUGCCUCAAGCCCUUUGCAACCUUCACUAAAACAUAAUUCAUCACCCAUAAAACGAGGAAUGAAGACACUGACAGACAACCCUGAUCUUGACGUCUUAGCGAAACAAUUGAAUAUCCGUGGCCAGGAUAACACAACCAGCCCCACCAAAACUGCCUUGCUAAGAGAACGGUUUGAGUCUCCAUCAGUCACUGUAUCAUCAUUUAAAAGUCCCCUGAGUAUAUCACCGUUUAGUUCGGUUGGAUCCAAUGGGUCUACAACAAGCCCAACUAAACGUAAUUCUACUGUUUCCGAUAAUGAGUUGACUCCUAGUUGGGCUAAUAAAAACUAUAGAGACAAUCUCAAAUCUCCGUCCAAAUUCAAAUCCAAUACAGCUACCACAUCUAAACCUACACUUAAGCCAUUGAAUGAACCAAUAUCAACUCCAAAACCAGAGCCAACCUCCAAAUCUAGAACUUCAAGUCCUGUAUUUAACUCACCAACCAACAACUGUUCUCGUGACUCCCCCGGCUAUGAAUACUUAUGUCGUAUCCAAGCUAUCAAGUCGUGGUUAAUUCAAGUAUUGCAAGAAGACAUUGAGCAAUCACCAGCCACGUUAAUCUCAUACAUUAGAAAUGGGAUCCAUUUGGCAAAAUUAGCCAAUGUCAUAUUACCGAACAAACGAAAUGUCUUUCUUAAGGAUUCAAAAUUACAAUUCAAGCACACCGAAAACAUCAACCGAUUCUUUACUUUGUUGGAUUUCUUGAAUGUUCCUGAUUUAUUCAGAUUUGAAUUGACCGAUCUUUAUGAUGCUAAAAAUGUCCCCAAGGUUUGGUUUUGCUUACAUGCGUUGAGUUAUAUAUUGAACAUAUCUGAUCCAACUUAUCCCAAGAUUGAAAGCGUGGUUGGAAAACUAGAAUUUGAAGAUGAUGAUAUAAGAAUUGCCAAUCGAGCCUUGAUUGGUGCGCCAUUGCCUAAUUUUGACAGUGCAGAUAAUGGUAAGGAAGAAGAAGACAAUACGUAUAUGAAUAAGAUUACUUCGCCAGCAAAGGUGCCUACCCGUCAAGAACCACCAAGGCAAGAUCCAGUAUUUACAAAGAAACCAUCUCCUAAGCAAACUGUCCUUGUUGAUCCAUUCAGGGAAGAAGAAAUUGAAGAAGAGCCUGUGGAGUCCCAAUAUUAUACCCCAGAACUUCAAACCCACUCCGUCAACAUUAUAAAAUUCCAAUCCUUGGCUCGUGGUGCCAAUUUUAGAUAUUCCAUGUUUGUCAAAAAGAUUAUGUUGAAGUCAUAUCAGGAUGAAUUCACUAUGUUGUUUUCUAUAAUUCGAGGUAAUCAUGCUAGAUUGAAGACCAUACAUAGACACCGUGUUGAAUUAAGAGUUUACACUCCUGAAAUCACACAAUUACAAGCUAUUAUUAGAGGAAAGUUUAUUCACAAUAAGAAGCCUGAAGUUGACACAACCAAGAUUACCACUUUCCAAGGUCAAUGUCGAGGCAGUCUUGUUAGAAAGAAUACUAGCAAUAUUAGAAAAGUAUUGGAACGUGAAGAAUCAAAUAUUGUUAAAUUACAAUCUCGUGUUCGAGCAAGUUUGGUCUAUUAUAAGACCAGCAAGGCCAUUGAGAUCAAAAACAACAUGUUGUCAUCCAUAGUGGGUCUUCAAUCUGGUGCUCGUAGAUUAUUAUCCCAAAGGAAGUCCAAUUCUUGCAACAUAGAUGAGGAGUCAAUAAUAACCAUCCAAUCAAUCAUCCGUCAUAACUUGGUCAUUGAUGAUAUUAACUACAAACAUGCGAAAAUCAGAAACAACAAGAAAAAUAUCAUUGAGUUCCAAAGUAUUGCAAGAGGUGCCAUUGCUAGAACAAGAUUGUGUAACACUGUGUUGAUUAAUUUAUUGUUUGAAGAUGAGAAUUUGAAUUAUCUCUAUGCUAUAGUUAGAGGAAAGAACUCGAGAAGGGAAUUCAAUGAGAAGAAACUAGAAUUGAAGAAGUAUGAGCAUACUUCGAUUCUUCCUGUACAAACACUCUUCCGUGGUGUGUUAUGUCGAUUUGCCAAGGAGAUUAAAUUAGAUGAUGCUUAUCAACAAGUCGAUUCCCUUAUUCAUUUACAAUCCAUCUUCCGUGGUCAAUUGGUAAGAAAGGAACAUAAGCAAUUAAAGAAAUAUUAUGAAAGAAAUGUGGGUCUUGUCAUCAAAGCCCAGGCUAUUCUACGUCGUGCAUUUGUCCAGAAUGCCUACCAGGCAUUAAUCUCUUCCAAGAAUCCUUCACUUACUGUGAUUAGAAAAUUCGCCCAUUUGUUAUCAACCAGUGAUCGUGAUUAUGAAGAAGAGAUGGAAUUAUCCGAAGCUAAGGAUGUGAUUAUCGAAAAGUCAAAGCGUAAUGAAGAAUUGGAAAAUCAGAUUGAUCAUUUGGAUAUCAAGUUGAAAUUAUUGGAUAAGAAUAAAAUCACUAUUGAAGAAUUUUCCAAGCCUAAUAAAUUCAAGAAAUCGACUAAUGUGGUUACAAAUGCUGUCAAUGUUAAGAAUUUGGAAAAGAUGAAUAAAGCCUCUAGAAAGAGAAUUGAAUUAUACCAAACAUUGUUCUACUUUUUGCAAACUAGACCCAAUUACAUGGUUAGAUUGUAUAAUACGUUAUCUUAUGAGGAGAAGGAUACCAAGUUUGUCAAGGAAUUGCAAAAUUAUAUUGUUCAGUUGUUCCCUGUUCACAAUGCCUCCAAAUCAAGGGAAGAGUUCUUUUUCAUGAAAUUUAUCUUGAGCCUUAUGGAAAGUGAUAUUAACAGAGCUAGGAACAUCAGUGAUAUUACCAAAUCCCAGUUGACUUUCUGGAUUGAUUAUUUCUUACAAUUUAACAAUUCAUCAGUACAAAGGCAACAUUUGAAAUUAAUCAUGGGUAAAUUUGUCGUUAGAUUAGUUGAGAAUGAUGAGAUUGAUUUUGAAUCGGAUCCUACCCUUAUUUACAAUAGCUUAAUUGAGCAUGAAAUCAAGAUUCAUGGUUCUUCAAGUCGCGAACGCCACAUUUCUCCUCAAGCAGCCAUUAAACAGGCUGAAGUUUCUUCAAAGUUUGUUGAAAAUCUUAUGGGAUUGCGUGAAACAUCGACUACAUUGUUAACAUUGCUUGAAACCAAUAUUUCCAGAAUUCCAAUUCACGUCAAGGUUAUAUGUAAUCAAGCCUACCAUUUAUCGCAAGCACAGUUCCCUGACAGAACUGACCAACAACAUUUGGCCGUUGCUGGAGUUGUAUUCUUUAAGCAUUACCUUGCAUCGAUAUUGCACAUUCCUGAAAAUUACGGGAUUUCCACUAAUGAUCCAUUUGAUCCAAAGAUUCAGAAUAAACGUGCUCGAGGUAAUUUACUCCAUUUAAGUCGGGUCAUGCUCCAAGUGUUCUCGAUGAAGCCAUUCUCGGAUAAUUUCCUUAAACCAUUGAAUGAUUAUAUUGUAUCCUCGACUGAAUCGGUGCGUAGUUUAAUUCGUCAAGUUAUCAAUGUGCGAGAUAUUGACGCGGAGUAUGAAUUGAAUGAGUAUGAGGAUAUUGUUAUUAGCGAUCGUCCUGAAUUGACAAUGAAGAUAAACACCAUGAUAUCAUUGGAGAAGAUUGUGUCCCAGAAUAUCGAUUCUAUGGUUCCAGGAACUGAUGAUCAGUUGUUGCGGGUGGUUAAUGAGUUGGAUAAUUUGGUUAAUUCGAGUCACGACAUGAUGUUUUUGACUGAUCUUGGUGCAUUGACGCUUAAUCUUAACCCAGCUACUAAUGAGGAUUCCGUGGUUGAUGCCAAGACAAAGACUUUGUUUACCCAGGUGAAGAGGUGUAUUUUGUAUAUCAUUCGGAUCCAACCUGGUGAUGAAUUGUUGGAGUUGUUGAUUUCAGGGAUCCAGCCUGCUGACGAGCACAAGUUCAAAGAGAUUGUGCUUGCAGAGAGAAGAGAAGCUGAGGAGUCGAAUUUGAAUGAGAAGAAGAGGCCAUACUAUAAAUCAUCACUUGGUGAUUUGACCAAGAUUACCUACCAUGACUUGAAGAAGAUGGCGUUGGCGCAUAUCUUGGAACUUGAAUCUAUGGGAGAACUCAGCAGACGUAACUCAUUCCAAGAGAUCUUGAACCAGAUUGCUGUUGAUAUCAAGACGAAGGAUACACAAAGGGAGAGAAGGCGUCAACAAUUACAUGUUAUCCGUGCCACCGCGGGUAAGUUGGCAGAUAAAGAGAGGUUUCUUCGUAAACAAUUGGAGGAUUACAAUAAACAUAUCGAGAAUGUGCUUUUGCAAUUACAAACCAAGCCCAAGGAUAAGAAGAUUUUCAAUAUCAUUCCUGUUUUCAGUAAACAAUAUUUCUACCAUCGUGAAUUGAGAAAGCGGAAUAGAUUGCCUAGGUUUGGUAGUUACAAGUAUUCAUCCAAACGAUUAAUGGAACAACGAGUUUUGCUUGAUGUUGGUGGGUUGAUGACUCGUUAUUAUUGCAAAUCUUCCAAGUUAGACUUCUUGUUUAGUUGUCAUGAAGUUGGAAAGUUCACCAUUGAAGCUGCUAAUGGUUCCGUGGCCAUACCGGGCGCAUCAGGGACACUCACCUUGGAUGAGAUCUUAACCCUUCAAUAUGAGAACAUGCCCAAAAUUGAAAUGUUUGAAGGACUGGCGGUAUUUGAUAGUUCAAAUCUUAUUGCAUUGUUAUUUAAAAAGUUUUACGAUAUUAGAGAAUAA
Molecule: messenger RNA, 4677 nt
Organism: Spathaspora passalidarum NRRL Y-27907
Lineage: Eukaryota; Fungi; Ascomycota; Pichiomycetes; Serinales; Debaryomycetaceae
Gene: IQG1
Product: Iqg1p
Exons: 3
Coding region: 1-4677 (1558 amino acids)
Biological process (GO): regulation of actin cytoskeleton organization; regulation of GTPase activity; mitotic actomyosin contractile ring assembly actin filament organization
Cellular component (GO): mitotic actomyosin contractile ring; cytoplasm
Molecular function (GO): calmodulin binding; GTPase activator activity; actin filament binding
Source: RefSeq, a predicted model, not a curated record